This is a messenger RNA of Purpureocillium takamizusanense, 1770 nucleotides long. RefSeq names its product p23 chaperone protein wos2, variant 2 (gene wos2). Gene Ontology annotation, biological process: chaperone-mediated protein complex assembly; protein folding. The record is from RefSeq and is a predicted model, not a curated record. Bases 156 to 776 code for a protein of 206 amino acids. The transcript is spliced from 5 exons. Gene Ontology annotation, molecular function: protein-folding chaperone binding; Hsp90 protein binding. Lineage: Eukaryota; Fungi; Ascomycota; Sordariomycetes; Hypocreales; Ophiocordycipitaceae. Gene Ontology annotation, cellular component: nucleus; cytosol.
CUCUCUCGUACGUCGCACCGCCCGUUGCACGACUUUUGUUUGAUCGCGACCGGUUUCCCCUUCCUUCCCGCCACAAGACCCCCAGCGUUUGCACCGCACUCGCUUCGAAACGCUACCCUCUCUCGUUCCCCCGCCACACGAUCCGCGCAGCAAUCAUGUCCGAGACAGCAACCCCUGAGGUUCUCUGGGCCCAGCGCUCUUCCGUCUCCGAUGCCUCCAAGAACUUCGUCUACCUGACCAUCUCGGUCCCCGACGUCCCCAAGGAGGGCCUCCAACUCGACCUCAAGCCUAGCAGCCUCACCUUCACCGGCACUUCGGCCACGCUCAAGCGCAAGUACCACGUCGAGCUCGAGUUCUACGCCGAGAUCGACCCCGAGGAAAGCAAGAUUAACCACACCUCCAAGAACAUCGAGAUCAAGCUGCAGAAGAAGGAGCUUAAGGAGGAGUACUGGCCUCGGCUUCUCAAGGACAGCAAGAAGCUCCACUUCCUCAAGACCGACUUCGACAAGUGGGUCGACGAGGAUGAGCAGAACGAGGCUCCCGAGGAGGACUUCUCGCAGUUUGGUGGCAUGGGUGGAAUGCCCGGCAUGGGCGGCGGCGGUGACUUUGGCGGCAUCGACUUCUCUAAGCUUGGAGGCGGCGCCGGCAUGCCUGACCUGGGCGACUUGAGCGCCGGUGCUGGUGAGGGCGACGACGACGACAGCGGCGACGACGACGACGAUGACGACAUGCCUGCGCUCGAGGGUGACGUCAAGGAGGGUGCGAAGAAGGACUAAACGAGACCAAUAUCCCCGUCUUCUGACCGGAACAGCGGCCGACGUGGGCUUGCAAGUUUAUUCUGGCGGGUAGGUAGUAUGGAGUUAUAGUGCGAUGUCGCUCGUGCUAUUCCUGCCGAGCGGACCAACGUCUCGAAAUAAAAAGGAGUAUCCCCAGCCGCCGCAUUUGCAGGCUCAGCAUGCAUAUCCUCGGCCCCACGGAAAUGCGUCCCUCGUCCCUCGGUGCAUUUUCUCGGCAGGUCCCUCUUCCCGAUGACGAGCCCCGACCGAGGCCCAUAAGACAGUGUCCGCCUCGUCGGCGGCGGCGCAACCUGCCGACGUCUUUCGCGUUCCCUGUCUCAGCCCGCCCCCUCGGGACCGGCGUCGUUACACAGUCGCUCGCCCCCCCAAGCCUGUGUAUCCCCCUCCCCGCAACGCACGCCCUGUCCGUCGAUUACGCGGGAUAGACACACUGUUGAGCUCGCCUACGUAUUUGUACCGUCCCCACGGCGCGCGCGCGCACGAAGCGCUCGUGCUGCCCAACGCCGAGGGCCAAGCGGGCAGAGCCCGUGUGUCACCACCGUCUUGCGUCGUGGCGCAACGAUAAAGGGAGAGCCUCUCGGGGAAGAGAAGGCGAUGAUGACGUCUUCUGUGCCAACCCUCCUCGUCCCUCGUUCUCGUCCUCCCCCGGGUCUCGCUCCGUAUUUGUCCUUGCCUUCCGCUGCCCUGAACGAGGGUCGGCCAGUCGGUCGGUCGGCCGGUCGUUUUGCUCUCGCGGCUGGCGUGGGACCUCCUCUUCCACUCCCCCGGGGGGUCGCCCUCCCUGGGGUCCCGCGUCAGCUCGAAUUUGGGGGCCUAUUUUUGUCAAUAUUUGUCAGACGCGCUGCCCGCGCGACACCACAGUGUUGUGUGUCGUGUAUUGUGUCGUGUAGCCCUGAAUGUGUGGAUGACUGACUGACUGACUGACUGACUGACUGAGCGAGUAAAGCUGUUGUGCUGCAAUGACUGACUGACU